CGGCGUUCCUGGUGGGGCGGGGGCGCCGACGAUCUAGCGCGCACGCGCGUAAUCGUCAUUUUGACGAUGCCAUGGAGCCGGCGGCGCGCCAUACGAACGACGACGGGUCGCGCACUACGAGUAGGGCGCUGGUCGGCUCCGAAACCCCCGAAGAAGAGAAGGAAGAAGAAGAAGAAGAAGAAGACGACGACGAAGGUGGAGGAGGAAGUGGUAGCCUGACUACGACGAUUUAAAUCAAGACGACUUAACUACUAGCACCAGCCAGUGCAUCGAGGCGAAAACUAAAGGUUUAGCGGACACAGCCCGAGGAGAAACAAAACUCGGCCGAACGGACGGAACGGAGGGAUCGUCGAGAAAUCAAGUGAACCAAGCGGACAGGAUGUCUUCAGCGAUCGCUAAAGCUUCCAAAUACACGUACCGCUCCACCGGCGGUGGUACUGCCGAUGUUAGCAUCGAAUACAGCGCUGACCUGAGCGCUCUCACUAGACUGGAGGACAAAAUCCGCCUGCUGCAGGAUGACCUGGAGUCUGAGAGAGAGCUGCGUCAGAGGAUCGAACGCGAGCGCGCUGAUUUGAGCGUGCAAGUGAUUCAGCUCUCCGAACGUCUCGAAGAGGCCGAGGGUGGCGCCGAAUCUCAAUUUGAGAUCAACAAGAAACGGGACACGGAACUGGCCAAGCUGCGCAAACUACUCGAAGAUGUCCAUCUCGAGAGCGAGGAGACCGCGCACCUUCUGCGCAAGAAACACCAGGAAGUCGUUGUCGAUUUCCAGGAUCAGAUCGAUCAACUUGCGAAAGCACGCGCCAGGGCUGACAAGGAAAAAUCAAAAUUCCAACAAGAAGUUUACGAACUCCUCGCUCAGCUGGACAAUGUCAGCAAAGAAAAGUUGAUGUCCAUAAAGACAGUGGAGAAGCUCGAGAUCCACGUCGCCGAGCUUAACGUGAAAAUAGAGGAAUUGAAUCGUACCAUCGUUGACAUCACUAGCCACAAGACUAGGCUCUCCCAAGAAAAUAUUGAGCUGACCAAAGAAGUACAGGACUUGAAGGUCAGCAUCGAGAAUGUUGUUUACCUGAGGACUCAGAUCGCUGGACAGCUCGAGGACGCUCGUCGUCGUCUUGAAGAUGAAGAACGUCGUCGUUCAUUGGUUGAAGCCUCUUUGCAUCAGGUCGAAACGGAGUUGGAAUCCGUUCGCAUCCAAUUGGAAGAAGAAUCUGAAGCACGUUUGGACAUUGAACGUCAAUUGGUCAAGGCCAACGGAGAAGUUCAAAUAUGGAGAUCGAAGUACGAGACCGAGGCUAAUGCACGCGCCGAAGAGGUAGAAGAACUACGCCGCAAAUACAGCGCGCGUAUCCAGGAACAGGAAGAACAGAUCGAAACCCUGCUGGUUAAGAUUAACAAUCUUGAGAAGCAGAAAUCUCGCCUCCAAUCUGAAGUCGAGGUCCUGAUCAUUGACUUGGAGAAGGCUAAUGGAACCGCACGCGAGCUCCAGAAACGCGUAGAACAAUUAGAGAAGAUCAAUAUCGAACUGAAAGCACGUCUGGAGGAAAGCAUGUCGAUGUAUGAGCAGAGCCAACGCGAUCUUCGCAACAAGCAACAAGAACUCCAACGCACCAACUGUGAACUGGACAAGACUCGCGAGUUGAAGGACCAACUUGCUCGUGAAAAUAAGAAAUUGGGAGACGACCUAGGUGAUGCUAAGAACCAACUGGCCGACAUGAACCGCAGACUUCACGAAUUGGAACUCGAACUUCGUCGUUUGGAGAACGAACGUGAAGAGCUUGCUGCUGCCUACAAGGAGGCGGAAGCAGGCCGCAAAAUCGAAGAACAGCGGUCGCAGAGAUUGUCCGCCGAAUUGACCCAACUUCGUCACGAUUACGAGCGUCGUCUGAGCGAAAAAGACGAAGAAAUUGAAAUCAUCCGCAAGCAAACCAGCAUCGAGAUUGAGCAGCUGAACGCUCGCGUGGUCGAGGCCGAGACCAAGCUGAAGACCGAAGUGCAACGCGUGAAGAAGAAGCUGCAGAUCCAGAUCACCGAGUUGGAGCUGUCGCUCGACGUUGCCAACAAGAACAACAUCGAUCUGCAGAAGACGAUCAAGAAGCAAUCGCUCACCUUGACCGAACUUCAAGCUCACUACGAUGAAGUUCAACGCCAAUUGCAAGUCACCCUGGACCAACUGGGCAUCAGUCAACGACGCCUCCAAUCGUUGACGGCCGAGCUCGAGGAAGUGCGCGGCAACUACGAAUCUGCCCUCCGUGCGAAGAGAACCGUCGAGCAACAAUACGAGGAAUCGGUUAGCCGCAUCAACGAACUGACCACCAUCAACGUGAACCUUGCAUCAAUGAAAGCCAAGAUCGAGCAGGAAUUAGCAACAUUGGCUGGCGAUUAUGAAGAAGUUACCAAAGAAUUGAGAGUGAGCGACGAGAGAUACCAGCGAGUGCAGACCGAGCUGAAGCACACCGUGGAGAUCCUCCACGAGGAGCAGGAGCGUAUCGUGAAGAUCGAGGCCAUCAAGAAGUCUCUCGAGAUCGAAGUGAAGAACUUGUCCGUGAGAUUGGAGGAGGUUGAAGCUAACGCUAUCGUUGGAGGCAAGCGUAUCAUCAGCAAACUUGAGGCUAGGAUUCGCGAUCUGGAACUCGAAUUGGACGAAGAGAAACGCCGACACUCUGAGACCGUGAAGAUCCUACGCAAGAAGGAGCGCAACAUCAAGGAGGUGAUGAUCCAGGUGGAGGAGGACUCGAAGAACAUCGCGCUGCUGCAAGAAUCCCUGGACAAGGCCAGCCAGAAGGUGAACAUCUACAAGAGACAGCUCCAGGAACAAGAAGGCAUGUCCCAGCAGAGCGUGACCAGGGUCCGCCGAUUCCAAAGGGAGCUCGAAGCCGCAGAGGACCGCGCAGACACCGCUGAGAGCAACUUGACUCUGAUCCGCGCGAAACACCGUAGCUUCGUCACCACCUCCACUGUGCCCGGUUCCCAGGUGUACCUCGUCCAGGAGACGAGGACUGACAUGUAAAAACGCCACCGCCAUCGACACCCCCAUCCUUUGCCACUUCGAACGCCACCUCGUCGUCUUUAGAAACGCGUAACGAGCAAACGACGAAAAAGAAAAAAAGAAACAACGGAAGAGCCCCGAUACAUCAUCGUAAGGCACGAGGGCCGAGAAGAGUUUCCAACGGGACGCACAGCAAACAUCGUGAAA
Dufourea novaeangliae is the source of this 3193-nucleotide messenger RNA. Its product is annotated as paramyosin, long form. Lineage: Eukaryota; Metazoa; Arthropoda; Insecta; Hymenoptera; Halictidae. The coding region runs from base 380 to 3007 and encodes 875 amino acids. Gene Ontology annotation, cellular component: myosin complex; cytoskeleton; cytoplasm. The transcript has 16 exons. Gene Ontology annotation, molecular function: protein serine/threonine kinase activity. Gene Ontology annotation, biological process: peptidyl-threonine phosphorylation; actomyosin structure organization. The record is from RefSeq and is a predicted model, not a curated record.